UCACCAGUAUCGUUGUGACAACCAAUUCCCUACUUUUUCUCUUAGUGUCCAAAGGAUAUAUCCACAGACAUGUUUGCCCGUCUUUGUAGGCACUUUGGGAGAGUUGAUGUUCAUAGAGAAGAGUCUAGAGUGAAGCAAAUGAAACCUAAAGAGGCCUGCAGACAGACAUCAUCCCCUGAAAAUGUCCUAAACAAGAUGCAGGCCAACGAGGAAGAGGAGAGGCUGAAUAGAGAACUGGAGCUAACUACCAAGGAGAGAAAUGAGCUGACAGAACGCCUCCUUUAUGUGACAGGUGGAUCCAUGAGCAAGAGCAACCUGCACAGCCGGCUCCUGAUGGACCAGGCAUGUAUGAAGAAGAAGUUGGUCACAUUGAAGCAGGAGUGCAAGGAGUUACAGCGAUAUUUGUUUGAGUUGAACCCGAAGGAUGAAGACGAACAGGAGAAGACCAGCAACCUCCACACCCAGCAAAAUGUGGUCUCAGGAACUGCAGGAGACAUGGCAUAGGACGGAUCCCAGGAAGACAGCCCCCUGAGGAAUGAGUUUCUCUCUCAGGAGUUCCCUGUGACGACAAUCCUCACAGUCAAAGACUUUUUGGGGGAAUAUUCUUCUUCUCAGAUAAUUUCCUCAAUGUAUAGAGACCCUACAUUUAUGUAUCCGUAUGCCAGCCUGUCUGGUUGAGGUCUUUCUCCUCUCUCAUACCGACAACACCAUUUGAGAGACAACUGAGGGGACUACCUUGGCAUCUCACGUCCUAGAGGAGAAACAGCACUACAACUGUGUUUCUAAAUGUUCAUUAAGAAAAUGCUGUUAAGAAAUGUUUUUGGUUAUGAUUUUCAUUGAAGUUCUCUUUUUGUUAUUUCAUAGUUAUAUAUUCUUGUUACUGUUUUUCUUUUUUAUACCAUUUUAGUUGUUCAUUUUAUGCCUGUUUUUUGUAAAUUGUAUUCCUUAUGAAGAAAAAUUGAUUUGUAACUCUUGACUCUUAAGACUAUCUUAUUCAAGGGUCCUUUCCCCUCCUGUAGACUUAGAACUGACAGCUAGAUAUGGAUCUUUGCAUGGUCCAGUGAAUUCAAAGCCACCAAGGUGUACACAGGGUGAUAGUGUCUUUUGUGUGGAUAAUGUGACUUUUUUUAUGGACACACACUGUAUGAUGUAAUCACUGACAUACUGUAUCCAUGCUGUAUUGUCUUCUGCUCAUCCUAGUCUAUAUCAGUCUACAACACACAUUCCUUAUUGACUGUGUGCACCAGAUAUUGAGUAACACACACUCAUGCCUGUAGAGCUGCAGAAAAAAAUGACAACUUUCACAAAGGAUUAUAGAAUAAUCCUAAUCGAGAACCAUGUGCCUCAGUUUUUCUUACAAUACAGCAUUAGUAUUAAACCACAAAGAUAAUGACCAUCAACGUCAUUUUGGGAAAUAGGUUUUUAUAGGUGCUGUUUCACUUGAUCAUUCAUAUGCUGUGUUUUUUAUUGUUGCUGAUUAUAUU
Rattus norvegicus (Norway rat) is the source of this 1484-nucleotide messenger RNA. The record is from RefSeq and is a predicted model, not a curated record. Lineage: Eukaryota; Metazoa; Chordata; Mammalia; Rodentia; Muridae.